Messenger RNA from Dimorphilus gyrociliatus, 1698 nucleotides. Lineage: Eukaryota; Metazoa; Annelida; Polychaeta; Dinophilidae. The record is from the annotation of a GenBank genome assembly.
CUGGUUAAAUUUUUUUAUAAAGUUAUUAUUUAGGAGAUGUCAACUCUUGCCACGUCCUUAGUGUUCUUUUUUUUGGGACGAAAAAACUUGUUAUUUGCCUAUGAGUUUGAACUAAAUUAAUGAUAGAUGAUAAACUUAUUAAUAAUGGCAAACUGAGAAUUUUCGUUUAACAAUGGCCAUAUGUUCCCCUUUUAAUCCUCACUAUAGACGAUAUAUAAAUGUCGGUCUUUCAUAGUCAUUUGCCUAUUCUGUUCUCGAACAUAAGCCAAAUAACAUGCAUUACGAUAAAGUUGUAUUCUUUGUCAUCCUUACUACGGUCUUCUCUCGUCCUAGUCCUGUUGUUAGGAAGAUAAAUUUAAAGGGUUUGGCAGCUAGUCAAUCGGGAUCCUUAUUAAAAAUUCACGGUAAAGUUCAUCCUGCCGAAUUGGCGAUUGAUGGCGAUACUACAGAUGCAGGAAUGUAAGAGAUAAAGGAAUUGAUAGAGUAAAUAUCUAAUGUAUACUAUUUGUUAUUUUUCUCUUUAAAAGAAUGAAAUCUUGCUCGAAUCCUACAGAAGAUGGUGAAUAUAAAUAUUGGGGUGUUAAUUUAGAUGGUGAAUACAAUAUUCAUACAAUAACAAUAUAUGGCAGGGAAGGAUGUUGCGGUGAUCAUUACCAAGAUCUAUACGUAAACGUUUACGAAAAUGACGAAGAUCAUGCCGGAAGAGGUGGCAAACUUUGUAAACAUUUUGUCAGUGAUAAACCUCCACCCAGACCAUUUAAUAUUACAUGUGAUAAGCCAGUUGCUGGUUGGUACGUUGAGAUUUAUUCAAAAUAUAGACUAAAAGGCUAUAAAAAUCUUCAACUUUGCGAAGUAUACUUGUACGGAUCAAAGGUAGAUAAAGAAAUGAAGAAGAAAAUUCAAACAAGUACAACCAACUUAACUCAUCCAUGCGAUGAAGACUCUUGCGGUUAUAGAUGUAUAACAUUUAAAAGUCAUAAAGUAGACAGAAUCUACGGUGGAAAGGACGCUGUUCAAAAUAGUUGGCCAUGGAUGGCUGGAAUAUUUUCAAAAUAUACAAAUAAUAUUUUCUGUGGGGCAAGUAUUAUCGGUAAACGUUGGUUAAUUACAGCGGCUCAUUGCGCUCAAGCCGGAGAUGAACAUAAAUUUAUUAUUGUAGUAGGAGCUCAUAACUCUAAAUUAGAACUUGCAACGUCUAAUCUUCAUAUGCGGAAAUUAGCAAUUAAAAGGUUUAUUCCUCACGAAAUCUACUCUAUAAAGUAUACAUACGAUAUGAUGCUUAUUGAAUUGGAGGAAGAUUUACAAUAUACAGAUGAAGUAUUUCCGGUAUGCCUUCCAAAAGAUCAUGAUAUUUUGGGAGAGUCUUGUAUAGCUACUGGCUGGGGACAGAGAAAUACUGGAGAUCCUUAUGAUAUAAACUAUUAUAAUCUUCAGGAAGUUGAAUUGAAAAUUCAUGAUGAUGAUUCCUGUCUAGAACAUUUUAGGGCUUAUUUAACUGCUGAAUUUUGCGCUGGUGCAACAGAUGGAAAAGAUACGUGCUUUGGUGAUAGCGGUGGUCCACUGGUUUGUCCCAAAAAUGGUAUAUUCUAUCUCUACGGAUUAACUAGCUACGGAUCAUCUAAAUGCGGUGGCAAUACGGCUGUUUAUACAAGAGUUACGAAUUUACGAGAAUGGAUAAAGAAGCACACUAAUUUAUGA